Messenger RNA from Aspergillus welwitschiae, 2331 nucleotides. It is a transcript of the gene pps1, whose product is annotated as tyrosine/serine/threonine protein phosphatase PPS1. Bases 175 to 2211 code for a protein of 678 amino acids. The transcript has 6 exons. Gene Ontology annotation, biological process: protein dephosphorylation; nuclear DNA replication. The record is from RefSeq and is a predicted model, not a curated record. NCBI's taxonomy places the organism in Eukaryota, Fungi, Ascomycota, Eurotiomycetes, Eurotiales, Aspergillaceae. Gene Ontology annotation, molecular function: protein tyrosine/serine/threonine phosphatase activity.
CCGAGUUGCUCCUUGGUGACUGCAUACGCGCGUGACAUCCUGCACGGUCUUCCAAAAAUUAAGGAAUGCGCUAUUGAUUGGCCUCGUUUGCACUGUCAGGAUAUUGGAUAGAGUCCAUCGCAGGUGAUAUUUAUCGCAGGGGUACACGAAGUAUAGAAGGAUUCUUCUUAAAUUAUGGCCACAGUUGUGGUGCAGCAGCAGACGCUGCGACACUCGACCCCUCCCCCGACGGGCUUGACUCCCGCAUUGAGUCUGAACAGGACUUCGUCUCCCAUCCCCAACAAGCAUAUACCUGUUUGCCCCACGGGUCCAUCUCCAAUUAAUGCUCAUGCACCUUCUCCACCUGUUAAAGACAGUUCUAAUGAUCAGACCUCGUCGCUCUUAUAUCCACCCGAUAAAUCCCGUCGACUGACUCAUUCACCUACGGUGUAUACAAUCGACCUCAAAACCCUGUCCGCUUCUUUGGAGCAUUUGGCCGCCCAGCCGCUGCCACAUCCUAACUUGGUAUUUCCAUGGCUGCACGGUCUUCAUCCAGAUAAUCACUUGCAGGUGGGAUUCUUUACGAAGGGAAAACGUUCUCUCCGUCGAACUCCAAAGUGUUGGCGGGGUAUCACCAUUGUCAAAGUCGGUGGUGAUCUGUCCUCCUGCAGGAUCAAGGGUGCGGUAUCUCCAGAGGAAGUUUUGGCCCCGUCGGGAGUGGAGUUCCUGGCGAUUGACCCUCGGGAAGGCUUGUCAGUGCGCAACUUCCAGAUACAGACCGCAAAGUUGGCACCCUUAUCUGACAUUAUCGUCUAUGGUGAGAACAGUGCAACCCAGCAACAGAUUCUGGAUAUUGCAAGGCGAAUGGCAACGGCACAGCAUAAUUGGAGGAUAAAGAACGAUCCGGACCGUAACUCUCCCGCUUAUAAUACCUUUGUUCUAGAUUGUGCCUUUUCCGAGGUUGAGAAGAAAGCGUCGCACCUGGUGGCUAUCAGUUCCAGUGGCCAGCUUACGGGGCAGGUCGUGGAUUUCUUCCAGUGGGAACGGUUGGAGAUGUGUGAGAUGUCCAAAGCCUCCGAAAUUUCAACCAAUGUCUGGCUUGGCCCUACACCCGACUACCUAUUACGGCCUGGGUCUUGCGGGCCUGCACCUACCGAGAACUUCGAUCUAUUGAUCGAGGCUAGCGAGCUCGCAAGCAUUCCUGGCCCGCGCUUUUUGGCAAAUCUCAAUAAGCAACUCGAAGAAGGCCCACAGAAGCUGGAGUUUCCCUCGUCCGGUUCGAUCCUUUUGCCUUCAGGUGAAACCAGAGAGAUCGAUGAUCUGGUGAACACGGUCCGCUGGAUCUAUUACUUGGCCAACCCGGAUGAGCCAGACCAAAAGGCUGAUGCAGACGGCGAUAUUCCAAUGAUCCCCCUCACCAAGACAGCGCGCAAAAUCCUCAUCCAUUGUCCAGACGGCUACACUGAAAGCUCACUGCUAGCAAUUGCUUACUUGAUGUUUGCAGAGGGCAUUUCGGCUCCGAAUGCUUGGCUCAGACUGCAUUGUGAGAAGAAGCGGAAUUUCUUUGCCUACCCGUCUGAUAUAACCUUCAUGAGCGGCGUACAAAGACGACUAUUGCAGGAAAGCCCUGCAACUCGAUCACACAAGAUCAGAAGCCUUCCUGAUCCCGCUUGGUUCAGAUAUUGCGAUGGUUCCCUUCCAAGUCGGAUUCUGCCGUACAUGUACCUGGGUAACUUGUCCCAUGCCAACAACCCAGAGAUGCUUUCCGCAUUAGGGAUCAAGCGCAUCCUCAGCAUAGGCGAAACCGUUUCGUGGAGCAGCACUUCUGCUAAGGUGGACGAGAAGGAUAUCCUACACAUCACUAAUGUUCAGGACAAUGGAAUCGAUGAGUUGACAAAGGAAUUCGAUCGCUGUCUGGACUUCAUCCGACAAGGAAAGCACGACGGGAUGGCCACCUUAGUGCAUUGUCGCGUGGGCGUCUCACGUUCAGCGACAAUCUGUAUUGCCGAGGUGAUGGCGUCAUUAGGCCUCUCGUUCCCCAGAGCAUACUGUUUUGUCCGAGCACGAAGGCUUAACGUAAUCAUUCAGCCUCAUCUACGAUUUGUCUACGAGCUUCUUAAAUGGGAGGAGUUACAAUUACAGAAGCGAAACAAGCCUGCAAGACGGGAAUUAGAGUGGGCUACCGUGGCUCGUGAGAUCGCAUUGAUGAACAAACCCUAUUCUAGACAGUGAAAGCGACUUCAAUCAUGCAGGAAGCUUGCAGAAGUGUGACCUUUGGGAGCUGUGCCCCACUCGCCACAUUCCGCCGUGUAUCCUUUAUAGGGAGACAAACCGUGUCUCCUGCGACAAAAC